AUGGGGAAAGGAGAGGGUUCGCGAAAGUGGUGUGCGCUGCUUUCGCGGAUUGGGGCCCAGCUCCGGCAGCAGGCAAUCCGCUAUCGGUGGGUGGUGCUCACGACAAAUCAAGUGCGGGGAGUCCCGAUGGCGGCCCGUGCAGUGGCCCUCCCGGCGAGGCUCCAGCCCCAUAAACGAUCACCACAGUCUCUUUUUGGCAAGGACGAGGUAAGAAGGGAGGUGACGUGGGUUCCUGCACUGGGGAUUCGAUGGAUGGUCACUCCACACGUCCGGGUGGUCCUUCAAAAACUCAACCACACAAAUAAGGACGAGGAGGAGAGGGCUCCGAAUUCAAACGCGACGCGAAUUUUUACGUUGCUAUCAAGCCCACUCGCUGCUCCUGCUCAGGUUGGGUUUAAAAUCACCGAGAACGGUAUUGAAGCAAGCGAAUGA
Phytomonas sp. Hart1 is the source of this 432-nucleotide messenger RNA. The record is from the annotation of a GenBank genome assembly. Lineage: Eukaryota; Euglenozoa; Kinetoplastea; Trypanosomatida; Trypanosomatidae.